UUUAGAGAAGAGAGUUGUAUCGGUAGAGGGGAGCCAGGAAGCACUUGGCCUGGAGCCUCUUCCAGCACUCUUCAGACACACAGAGAUACUGCAGGCUUUCACAAAGUACCUUUUCUGCUGCCCUGACAACCCUGCAGAAAAUGCAACAAACCACAUCAGAACUUGACCCUGGUGUACCCCAAAUGGGACAGCCAGCUGCUGUAAAGUCAUAUCUAUGGAAAGGGCGGGCAGAGAAGUUCUUGAAGGGUGAGCCCAAGAUCCUCGGGGUUGUCCAGAUCCUGAUUGCUUUGAUGAACCUCAGCUUGGGAAUAAUAAUGAUGUGUGCCACAUUGCCAUUUUAUGGUCGUAGUCCCAUUUCUGUCUUCAUGGCGUACACAGUUUGGGGCUCGGUGAUGUUUAUUAUUUCAGGGUCCUUCUCAAUUGCAGCAGGAAUCAGAACUACUAAAGGUGUGAUUCAAGGUAGCCUAGGACUGAAUAUCGCCAGCUCCACCUUGGCUGCCAUUGGGAUCAUAAUCAGUGCAAUCAGCUUGAUUUCUUUUCCAUACCACCACUCUUACUGUAGCUACCAAACGAUGCCAGAAAAUUGUGCCUUGGUCUCAUCCAUUUUAAGGGGUAUGGAUGGUGUAGUGCUCGUUUUAAGUGUGCUGCAGUUCUGUGUUGCUGUGUCCCUCUCCGCCUUUGGAUGCAAAGUAGCCUGUUGUAACUCUGGUGGGAUUGUGUUUGUCAUGCCCUCGAAUCCUCAUGUGGCAGAGACAGCACCUACUGCACCGUUUUCAGGAUAUCUGACGCCUCCCGCAGAACAACAGAGAUAUAUUCCAUAAAAUGUACCCUGAUAGGGAAUGCAAGAACCCCAGCAACCAACUCUGAUUGUUAAAAAUUAUGUAUUUUAUAAUAAAGUCAAAAAAAUGUUUUUAAUUCCCCCCAA
Molecule: messenger RNA, 925 nt
Organism: Echinops telfairi (small Madagascar hedgehog)
Lineage: Eukaryota; Metazoa; Chordata; Mammalia; Afrosoricida; Tenrecidae
Product: membrane-spanning 4-domains subfamily A member 4A
Exons: 7
Coding region: 141-821 (226 amino acids)
Cellular component (GO): Golgi apparatus; membrane
Source: RefSeq, a predicted model, not a curated record